AUGCCUGACUUGCUUACUCUCUUGCUUGCUGCCUCCCUCACUCACUGCCUGCCUUGCUCACUGCCUACCUCACUAGCUAGCUCGCUCACUGACUUGCUCGCUCCCUUGCUCACUGCCUCCCUACUACUCUCUCACUAUCUCACUCACUAUCUCACUCACUAUCUCGCUCACUAUCUCACUCACUGCCUCACUUACUAUCUCACUCGCUGCCUCACUCGCUGCCUGCCUCCUCGCUCACUGCCUCAGUCACUGACUCCCUUACUACCUAUCUUGCUGCCUACUUCUCUCCUGAAUGUGGUUAAUAUUAUAUGUCUCUGA
Molecule: messenger RNA, 318 nt
Organism: Aspergillus novofumigatus IBT 16806
Lineage: Eukaryota; Fungi; Ascomycota; Eurotiomycetes; Eurotiales; Aspergillaceae
Exons: 1
Coding region: 1-318 (105 amino acids)
Source: RefSeq, a predicted model, not a curated record